UUCAUGCCGCCGCGAGGACUUUUCCCAAAACAUUCUCCUGCUACGUCACUAACCCCCACCCCGCCUCGUGCCACAACGACUUUUGUGAGCUGCAUGAGACGCGCGGCAUCUUGUCUCAGAUAUGUAAACUGUCAGUUAACGUCAGUUGCUAGCUUUGGUUCCGUUCAAAGCGACCCGGUGUGUAGAGAAGAACCGGAGGUUGUGGUUACUUUAACCGGCGGUAACAGAGCACCGUCACGGCUCUGUGUGAGCCUCCCCGGCAGCAGCAGCUCUUUGUAUCUCUGAAUGACUGUGUGUGUGUUGCUGGUUUCUGCACUCCAGCUGCUUACUCCCAUAGCUCCAGGCACUGCUUGAUUCUGGAUCUGUCAAGCGGGAACAGGACAGGCCCAGGCAGAGAGAGAUGAGCUGGGCUGAGGACGAUUGGACGUUGGGGCUGCCUGGACGGGUCCUGCAAAAGGUGAAGGAGUUGCAGGUCAAUCAGGAGCACUUGUCCAGAGAGAACAAGCAGAAACAGCUGCAACUGGACAACAUCCAUACGAGCCUCGAAAAACAGACUUUGAAGUAUGAAGAGGUGCGUGGGGAGCUCCAGUUUGUGCAGAGAGAGCUCCAGGGUGUUCGAGAAGAGGCCAAGGCAGCGGUGAUCAGCAGUGAGCGCCUGACCCAGGAGCUUCAGACCAAGCAGGCCCAAGUAUGCUCUUUGGAGGGCCAGGUAGAUGCUACUCGCACCCUCAACAACAAACUUAACCAGGAGGUCAAAAGGCUGGAGGCAGAGCUGGAGAAGCUGCAGAACAGCAGCAGAUCGGCAGAUACCACUCUGUUUUCUACACCCUGCUGGAAUACAACCUCACCCUGGGAACACAAUGGGAGCAGAAAGGAGGAGAGGACAGGGCAUAAGGAUGAAGGGCAGAACGCGGCGCUUCACAUCCGACGGCUCCAGUUCCCUGAAGUCGGCACAGCCUCGUUACCACGUCAACAACACAAGAACACACCCAACCGCCACCAGUCCGACCAAUCGGACACCUUCUCCACUCCCUCGGCUGCGUUUCCGUGGGAACGGGAUGACUCGAGGCCGGCAGCCAGGAGACUGUCCCCGAGCUCUCCCCAGACGCCCUGCGCUGAUGUCAUCAGUCAGUUGGAGCAGAGGGUUUGUGGGAAGGAGACCGACCACAGGACGGAGUCAGACACAUCUUUAUCAGAAGCGCGGAGUCGUGUCUCUGCUCUGGAGGAGGAGCUGUGUGCGAAGGCCGGGGCGUUGAAGUCUUUUCAGAACGAAAUGGUGCAAAGCAAGAAGGAGAUCACUGCCAAGGAGCGCAGCCUGCAGAAUGCACGCAACGAGCUCAGCCUGGCAGACACACGCAUGGCCCAGGAGAGUGAGCGGGCAUCAGGAGCUGAGCAAAGGCUGAAGCAACUACAAGAGGAGCUAAAGUGUCAGAGGCAAAAUGCAGAGAGCAUCCGACUUCAACACCAACAACGCUCUAAGGAGCUGGAGAAACAACAUCAGAGGGACUUGACGGAGCUUCAGAAGGAGAGGCAGUGUCUGGAGAAGCAGCAACAGCAGGAGGUGAAUAAGCUCAACCAGGAGCUCCAACAGGCCAGGACGCUCCACAAUGCCCUGCAGGCUCAGGCUGACAAGCUGUCUCUACAGAAACAGUCGCUGGACAAAGAGUUGGACUCUCUGAAAGCGAAACUAAAGUGGACGGAGGCACAGCUGCAGGAGAGCCAGAAGAAAGAAGCACAGACACAAGCCAAACUGACGGAAGCGCUGCGUGAGGCAGAGGGUGUGGCAGUGAGUCUGGAGCAGAGCAAGAAGAGAGAGCGAGCUCUGGAAGAGGAGGGGAGGAGACUGGCAGAGGAGCGAGCCGACGCCCUUCGUCUUCUCAAAGAACUGCAGGAGCAAAAAGCUGUUCCAGAACCACCUGUACAGUUUUGCCCUGUUGGACAGAGUUUCUCCCCUCCACCUUCUUACUCUCUUCAUUCUCGACCAUCAACUCACCUCAAGAGGCCCAGUGCCACCACCUUAGACGAGCAGAGGAGGGAAGAGGACUUGGAUAAGAGAAGGGCAGAGAUUGCAGCAUCUUACCCCUCUGACAGAGAGCCAGGCGAAGGCAUCGAUGCGGAACACAUCACUGACCGUAUCUCCCUGGAUUCUGAGUGUUUACAAAGGGGAGGAUACAGAAGAAACAGUAAGGAGGAGGACAACAAAAGUAGAAAUGAGGCGAUGGAAUGUGACAGCUCUGGGACAAACAAGCACUCCACAUUUGAUCAAGCACUCUCUAGUUCCUCUCACUCUGCUGCUGGUACACCCACCAUCACAUCCAUGGAUGUGGAUCAGUGCAGUUUGAAGAUCUCUGCUGAAAACACUCCUUCUCUCAAGGACUCUGAAGACCUCAAGAGGGAGAAUGCCACACUGCGUUCAGAGUUACAGGAUACACGUGAAGAACUGCAGAAACGACUUGAGGACCUUGAAACCCAACGACGGGCAGAGACAGAAGCCAGGACCCGGCUGAAACAACUCAGCAGGAAACGUGCCAGCCAGGCUGCAGAGAAGGACGGGCAGGACAAGGAAUGGAAGACGCAGCUGGAGAGUGAGAAGGCUGAGACGGAGAGGUUGAGGAAGACUAUGGCGGCUUUGGAGACGAAGAUAAAGAGAGGGAUGGAGGAAAGAGAACGGAAGGAGACAGAGGAGCAGGUGGAGGAGAAAAACAAAGCCCUAGAACACCGUGAGAGUGAAAUGAUAGAACUUAAUAUCCUGCUAAAGAAACAGCUGGCGGAGGUGAAAUCCCUGCUGGCUUUAGAACAAGAAGAGAGAAAGAGAGAGGAACAAGAGACAAAGCAAAUGACAAAGACAGACAUAGAUUUAAAGAAGGAGCUGAGCACAAAACUGGAAGAACUUGAAGCUGAAUUGGAAGAACUGAAGCGCAGCAGAGACGAAGACUCACUGGAAGAGGAGAAACUCUCAGUCGCCAACAGCCCACUGACGUACCUGACUCUCCAUGACGAUGAGCUCAACUCCAACAUUGUUCGCUGCAACAACAAGCUCCUUCCUUCGCCAGAGCAGCACCUUCUCUUCUGCCAGUCCACCAACCAACGCAACAUGCUGGUGUCCCAGGCCACAGCUGAUCUCAUGAUCCAGGAUGAGCGCACAGUGAUAGAUCCUGAACACUCACCUCUGUCACAUGAGGAGCAAACUGCCUCUGACCUCGAAGACGACAGACAAAACUAUCUGGCAGGGUCUUCUACGUCAGACCCCCAGAAGGUUGAGCCUGCCUCCUCAGAUUUGGCAAAAGAGGUAGAGCGCCUGCAGAAGGAGAAUACAAAAGAGACAGAACGUGCUAACCAGUACCAGGUUAAACUGGAGGCCCUGCAGAGCCAGGUGACACGUCAGACAAAGCAGCUAACCAUGGCCUUUGAGAAGCAGAGCCAGCACAUCUCUGGUCUUUUAGCUGAGCUGCAAGAGAAGGAGAGCGCCCUCCGCAGCCACGGGAGAAGAACUGCAGCAGUACAAGCAAGCGCUGGAGCCGCUCAAGGCCGAAAAAGAGGGCAAGGAAAAGAAAAGAAGAAACCAAACAGCAAUCGAAGAGGUGGAGAAUGAAGAACAAAAAGAAGAGACAAAAACUGAAGGGUCGGU
This is a messenger RNA of Cottoperca gobio, 3628 nucleotides long. RefSeq names its product centromere protein F. Gene Ontology annotation, cellular component: nucleus; spindle pole; chromosome, centromeric region. The transcript is spliced from 14 exons. Gene Ontology annotation, molecular function: dynein complex binding; microtubule binding. The record is from RefSeq and is a predicted model, not a curated record. Gene Ontology annotation, biological process: regulation of G2/M transition of mitotic cell cycle; metaphase chromosome alignment; mitotic cell cycle. Bases 401 to 3592 code for a protein of 1063 amino acids. Lineage: Eukaryota; Metazoa; Chordata; Actinopteri; Perciformes; Bovichtidae.